Arabidopsis thaliana (thale cress) is the source of this 1926-nucleotide messenger RNA. Its product is annotated as Lung seven transmembrane receptor family protein. Gene Ontology annotation, cellular component: membrane. Lineage: Eukaryota; Viridiplantae; Streptophyta; Magnoliopsida; Brassicales; Brassicaceae. The record is from RefSeq and is marked reviewed. Bases 77 to 1435 code for a protein of 452 amino acids. The transcript has 5 exons.
ACAAGAGCGACUCUGCAGCUGCUCUUCUCCCGCUUCCUUCCUGUUAGUUAGCCUCAGAGAUCCUCGUUCCCCGAUAAUGGAUUUGGGAAAACUGAUCCAGCUGUCUGCGCUGCUGUGCCCAUUUCUUCUAUCAUUACACUUUAGAAUCGCUGGGGCCUCCGCCCACAUCUACUCUUCCCAGCCCUUCCACGAUGUCGGUAAUUCUCUCCUCCUCUACGGUGGCAGCGAGGGCAUCUUCGCCUCUUCCCGAUCUUUAAUCAGGUUUGAGAACAUCACUCUCUGGAGGACAAUUACCGGUAAGGGCCACCGCAGCAAUGGGUUAGUUCAAGCAGUGAUCUUUGAAGCCUCCGAUCGUAACAAUAUCGGUGGUUCAGCUUACGGAGGCCAAAGAUCUAUUUGCUGCACUCCAGAUCUGGCCAAGCUUCAAGGCUGUAAGCAGGGUGAGAUCAUUAGGAUUCCUUCUCCACAUGACCCUCAAUGGCCUAUCCUCUUACCUGUCCGCUUUAAAGGAAAACGCUCGUCUGCUAAGAUGGCAGACACUGAGAUUCUUAUCACCAAGACUGGAAUCUAUAAUCUCUUAUUCAUAUCUUGUGAUCCACAACUUAAGGGCCUCAAAAUGACCGGAAAGACUGUUUGGAAAAAUCCCGACGGCUAUCUUCCUGGUAGGAUGGCUCCACUCGUGAAUUUCUAUGUCUAUAUGUCUCUCGCUUAUUUGUUGCUCAGUGCCGUCUGGUUCUUCCAGUAUUUGAGGUUCCGGAUGGAUAUAUUGCCACUUCAACAUUGCAUUACUGCCGUCAUUCUUCUAGGAUUGCUUGAGAUGCUCUUUUGGUACUUGGAUUAUGCUAAUUUUAAUCACACGGGGAUGAGGCCUUUAGCCCUUACUACAUGGGUUGUUACCAUUGGUGCCUUGAGAAAGACUGUUUCCCGCAUUCUCAUUCUCUGUGUUUCCAUGGGAUUUGGGGUUGUCAAAUCUACUCUUGGUGGUCUCACUUCUAAAGUCCUCCUUGUUGGAGUUACUUACUUCAUAGCUUCUGAGAUCCUUGAUAUUGCUGAGCACGUUGGCAUCAUUGACGAUAUGUCCGGAAGAUCAAAACUUUUUCUUGUCCUUCCUGACGCCUUCCUCGAUGCAUUUCUCAUAUUGUGGAUAUUUACCUCUCUUUCGAAAACACUGGAACAGUUACAGAUGAAAAGGACCUCGGUGAAGCUGGAAAUUUACCGCAAGUUCUCAAAUGCACUCGCUGUGAUGGUUGUUGCCUCUGUUGCGUGGAUAGUGUAUGAGGUGUAUUUCAAAGCAACAGAUCCAUUCAAUGAACGAUGGCAGACUGCUUGGACUAUAACUGCCUUCUGGGAUGUUAUCGCAUUCUUGUUGCUAUGUAUUAUUUGCUAUCUCUGGACCCCCUCGCAGAACUCCCAAAGGUAUGUUACAUCAACUUAAAAGGUUUUGAUACCUCUCGGGCAUACCAACAAAUAAGCAUGGUUUUGUGGAAACGGUUUCAGCUGAGCAUGUUGUGGGAAGUCUUGGCUACAUGCUAGUGAUAUGCAUAUUCGGGAGACGUGGAUGAAGAAAACGAGGAAGCUCAAUCUCUGACAGGGGGGAAGCAAGAUGGUGAUAUUAGCUUAGUUAAGCAAGAGAAGAAUGCGGAGUCGGACAGGGAAGAAGAUGUUGAAGAAGAUAAAAGAGAGUGAGGAGAGUCAGUAUAGAAACGACGUGGCAUCUGUGUUUGAUCAAGAGUUGACGAAAAUAUAAAUAUCAGCAAGAGGUCAGCUAUAUAGCACAAAGCAACGACGUAAUACAUAUAUAUGAUGUAACUAAAGGAUAGUAACUGUGUGUUUGUAUUUGUUUGUUUUUUUAAUAUCAGAUCCAACAUUUUUUGAGUCAUCUCUAACCCUUGUCUGAGUGUGAGAUUUGCCUAAAAUUGCUGUAAA